Messenger RNA from Prosopis cineraria, 3079 nucleotides. Its product is annotated as receptor-like protein kinase HERK 1. The record is from RefSeq and is a predicted model, not a curated record. Gene Ontology annotation, molecular function: ATP binding; transmembrane receptor protein tyrosine kinase activity. Gene Ontology annotation, cellular component: plasmodesma; plasma membrane. Gene Ontology annotation, biological process: protein autophosphorylation. The transcript has 3 exons. Bases 247 to 2748 code for a protein of 833 amino acids. NCBI's taxonomy places the organism in Eukaryota, Viridiplantae, Streptophyta, Magnoliopsida, Fabales, Fabaceae.
UAUUUUACCAUUGCUGCACCCACUUUCCCAGAUGAGAUUCGGGUGCAUCGCGGUUUUUUCUGGAAACCAGCUAGCCCCUCUGAAUGAUUUGUCUUCUGCCGCCGAGCUUUCGUAUUUGGUUCUUUCCGAUUCUGCUGCUUAUCUGAAGAGUGCCAAAGAACCAUAGGCCUGUAGAGAAUCCAAAGCUGCAAAGAAGUGAAAUAAAAGAUCAUCUCACUUGUUUUUCAUAGAUUCCUAGAUGCCAAGAUGAUGGAUCGUAGAACAAUUGGCUUCUUUUUCUGUUGCUUUUCCAUUUUGCCGUUGCUUUGCUUUUCUGCCACCUUCCUACCGCAAGACAAUUACCUCAUAGACUGUGGAGCAGCUUCUAAUACUUUAUUCGGUAGCCGCAAUUUCGCGGCGGAUGCGUUCUACAAGAAUCUCCUUUCUACUCAACGUGAUGUUCUCGCCAGUACCUCCUCAAAAUCAAUCUCUUCCUCUGCCGAUUCACCUCUAUAUCAAACAGCAAGAAUCUUCAGUGGACCGUCAAAGUAUACGUUCUCGAUCAGCCAAAAGGGUAGACAUUGGAUCCGUCUCUAUUUCUUUCCAUUUGUGUAUCAGAACUUCGAUAUGAGUACAGCAAAUUUUGCUGUCACAACCCAAAACAAUAUUCUUCUCAGUGAUUUCACUGUGCAGAAGAAUCCUGUUGUGAAGGAAUAUUCUGUGAACGUGACUUCAGACACCCUUGUAAUCACCUUUACUCCUUCCAGCAAUUCCAUUGCAUUCGUAAAUGCAAUUGAAGUUGUUUCAGUACCUGAUGAACUCAUUGCUGAUGACGCUUCCACCAUAAAUGCACCGGGAAGUUUCUCUGGGUUGGUGACGCUGGCAUUUGAGACAGUUUGGAGGAUUAACAUGGGUGGUCCAACUGUCUCCUCUGCAAAUGACACCCUUCACCGGACCUGGGUACCGGAUCAAAAUUUUCUCGCCACUCCUGACCUUGCUACCGAUGUUUCAAAUAUGGCUGCUGUUAAGUAUGUAGACGGCGGGGCAACAGAGAACAUUGCUCCACGUACAGUCUAUGGUACUCUCACAGAGAUGAACUCAAGCAGUGAUCCUCGUAGUAAUUUCAAUGUGACCUGGCAGUUUGACGUAGAUCCAGGAUUUCAGUAUCUUGUUCGACUUCACUUCUGUGACAUAGUUAGCAAUGGCCUCAACGAACUUUACUUCAAUGUCUAUGUCAACUCCUACAUGGCGGAAAAAAAUUUUGAUCUCAGCACCUCUACUAACAAUGUUUUGGGCGCUACACUUUACAAGGACUAUAUUACGGCCCCAACUGAUAGCAAGAACAUUCGUGUAAGUGUUGGCCCUUCUACUUUAAACAGUGAUUACCCGAAUGCCAUUCUAAAUGGGCUGGAGAUCAUGAAAAUGAGUAAUUCUAAGGGCAGUCUGAGUUUAGCAACAGCUGCGACUGGUACUGGUUCAAACUCAAAGACGAAAGUAGGCAUUAUAGCGGGUGUAGUAAUAGGGACAUUGUGUGUAGUGGUCCUUGCUGGAUUUUUCUUUGUAUUGUGCAGAAGAAAACGUUUGGCACGACAAGGCCUUUCAAAGACAUGGGUUCCCUUAUCCAUCAAUGAUGGAGCUUCUCAUACCAUGGGAAGUAAAUAUUCCAAUGGCACAACACUAAGCGCCGCUUCCAACUUAGGGUACCGCAUCCCAUUCGUGGCAGUUCAGGAGGCUACAAACAAUUUUGAUGAGAGCUGGGUUAUUGGGAUAGGUGGUUUUGGGAAAGUGUACAAGGGAGAACUGAAUGAUGGCACUAAAGUGGCAGUUAAGAGAGGGAAUCCCCGGUCCCAGCAAGGGCUUGCGGAGUUCCGAACUGAAAUUGAAAUGCUAUCUCAGUUCCGUCACCGCCAUCUAGUGUCCUUGAUAGGGUAUUGUGAUGAGAAAAAUGAAAUGAUCUUGAUCUAUGAGUAUAUGGAACAGGGAACUCUCAAGAGUCAUCUCUAUGGUUCAGAUCUCCCAAACUUAAGUUGGAAAGAAAGGCUGGAGAUCUGCAUUGGAGCAGCUAGAGGACUACACUACCUUCACACUGGCUAUGCCAAAGCAGUUAUACACCGAGAUGUGAAGUCGGCAAAUAUCCUGCUUGAUGAGAACCUUAUGGCCAAAGUUGCUGAUUUUGGGCUAUCAAAGACAGGGCCUGAAAUUGAUCAGACACACGUGAGCACUGCAGUAAAAGGAAGUUUUGGAUACCUCGAUCCUGAGUAUUUCCGUAGGCAACAAUUAACAGAAAAAUCAGAUGUUUAUUCAUUUGGGGUAGUUUUGUUCGAGGUUCUUUGUGCAAGACCUGUAAUUGACCCAUCACUUCCUAGAGAAAUGGUGAACUUGGCCGAAUGGGCAAUGAAAUGGCAGAAAAAGGGGCAAUUGGAGCAAAUCAUAGAUCCUACCCUUGCAGGGAAGAUCAGACCGGAUUCUCUUAGGAAGUUUGGAGAAACUGCUGAAAAAUGCUUGGCUGACUUUGGCGUGGAUCGGCCUUCUAUGGGGGAUGUCUUGUGGAAUUUGGAGUAUGCCCUUCAGCUUCAAGAGGCAGUUGUUCAAGGUGAUCCUGAAGAGAACAGUACCAAUAUGAUUGGUGAACUCUCUCCACAGAUAAACAAUUUCAACCAUGACGCAAGUGUUUCUGCUGCUCAGUUUGAAGCUUCAACCGUGGAUGACCUGUCUGGUGUUUCAAUGAGUAGGGUUUUCUCACAGCUGGUGAAGUCUGAGGGGAGGUGACUUUGUAGACUCUAGCUUCUAUACUCUGCGUUACAUAUCUGCACCACCCUUUGUUUUCCACCUUUUUUUUUUUAAACAAUUUUUGAUUGGUUUGUCUUCUGAAUUCUUAUCAGUAGCUAUCAGCAAAAGAGCGAGGCAACCAUAGAUUUGUAAAGAUAGACCAAUUUAACGAAACAUGUUUGCUUCAUCUGUAAGCGAGCAUCUUGUGAUUUUUUCGUUUAUGUUAAUCUGGGUGGUCUUGUAUCUCAGGUGUCUUGCGUAUAAUUAUAUGUCUGAAUCUACCAUACUUUUUUAAGUUCUCCAGACAGUCAAGCGGGGCUGCGUCUCUAAA